Messenger RNA from Lymnaea stagnalis (great pond snail), 16355 nucleotides. Lineage: Eukaryota; Metazoa; Mollusca; Gastropoda; Lymnaeidae. The record is from the annotation of a GenBank genome assembly.
GUUAGACAGUGUCGUCAUCAAAAUCUUCCUCUUUAACUUCUCUAGGAGACUGGUGUGGCGCGGACGUCACAAGAACAUAAAAUAUAGAUGGUUUUUUCAUCUCUGGCUCUCUAAUAUUUGUUUAGACUAUAGUGAUUUCAAAUAUGAUGUUUGUAUUGCGGCAACGGGCCGCUGCCUUUCCAACUCGGCAUCUUACAUCAAUUUAUCGCUGUAAAAAAGAAAGAAUCGCUUGUGGUGUCGCUAAAUAUGGUCAAAGUCAGCCAAGUACACUACAAUAUUUUUUAUCCGGUGAGAAGUUUCUUUUCGUUAUAUAGUAUUGCAUACUUCCGGUUCAUUAUUACUUUAUUAUCAAUCUUAAGUAGUGUAACGUAUUCCCGCUUUGCAGUCCAAAAAAUUGUAGAAGGUAAGAUAACUAGAAUAUUAGGUCGUUAGUUCUAGUACCCUACGUCUACAUUGUAGGCACUUAUAUGGUCUGCUUUUGCUCACUAAGCAUGACUAUUUUCUUCCCAAUCUCAUCACCAUGCCCAUGGCCAUACAUGGGUGGCCAUGACGUAAUAUGAAUCAUGAAAGUUGGCAAUCCUCCAAAGUACGGUCCCAAAUUAUUUUGUAUAAAGAACAUUGCAAUACACAGUGUGUAUUGUAAGAAAAAUGCAUGAAUGUCAGUCAUAUCUUUUGCAAAUAACUGUCACUUUACAAAGCAGUCAGUAAAUACUAAAUAUUGUCAUUGGCGCAUAGCUCUUGCAAAUAGCAGCCGAAGAAAACUGUCAGCUUGCCAGUGAAAGGCCCCCAAGUUGCUGUCAAACAGACUGCGACCAGUACCACUCUGAUGGCGGCGUUUACAUUUCGCUUGCAUCCAAAGUCCUUCAAUAGUUUCUGUAUGAAUGACCUGGUCUACUGGAUCAACAAAUGACAGUUUGAGCAUAAAUCCUGUUGUUGAGCUGACUGACAUUUUGAUAGCUGUCCCUGGUAACACAUAAUUAGUGAUAAUGCGCUCAAGUGUUUGUGCAUCUCGACGGCCAACAACCUCCAUCCAACAUCGUCCACUACGGCAAACAUGAAUUUCAAAACAAAUUGAUGCCUAAGACUUUGAAGUACGGAGUGAUUAUUGGAAAUAUUUUGGGACCGGACUUUGGAGGAUGCCGGAAAGUUAAACUAUGAAUAAACAAAGACGGCUGCUUUAUUAUAGUUGCAGUGAAUUAGGGUUUAGGUUAGGUUGAGGGUGGCUAAUCUGAGAACUUUUUGGUGUUUAUUAUUGUUCAGGCUAGGCAUAGGGAUCCAUUUAGGGUUCAGGUUAGGCAUAGGGAUCGAUUUAGGAAUACAUUCGUGAUAUUCGAUAAAAUAGUGACAGUCGUCCCCGUAAAUUACCAAAUAAAGUAAUAAACAGCUUCAGAUGAACCUUUUUCAAACUGUACUGCAGUGUUGGAAAUAAAUACUAAAAUCUACACUACUGUCUUUACUUGGGGAGGGUGGGGGGAGAGGUAAUUGUUGAAGCUGGAUGUGAAGGCAAAAGAAUAAUUAAUAAAAGUAAAAAUUAGUUUAAAAUUUUAAAAAGUCCCAGCGUUUGUUCAUCAUGGCCGCCGUCUCUGUUAUCGUGACCCACGAACUUAUGUCCUAAAUGUAUCCCUAAACCUAACGUCAACCCUAAAUGUAUUCCUAAACCUAACCUGAACCCUAAUUCACCGCAUAAAGAAACACGCAAAUAACGUCAUGGAACCAUCUUUUCACAUUAGCCAAAGGGUCUUAAUUAUUCAUUAUCAGCUAUUUUUUUUAUUAAUCAACUUCAACAUUUCUUUAAUUUAUAAAUCUGUUUAAAAAAAAAAAUUAAAAACGGUCCAUCCAUAAAAACAAAAACAUUUUUUGUUUCAGAUGAAGUGCAAGCAAGACAAAAUCUAUGCAGUUCACAAGCAGAAAAUGUUUGGAAAAGUCCAAAUCUCAUUAAUUCUGCUUUGAGCCAGCAAGACAACAGAAUCCAAGUUGAAGCUAAUAACACAUUCCCAUUAAAAGAUGUCAAAAAGGUGGGCGCAUUUCUGAUCUCUUGGUUUUUAUCUGUGUUCAACUCUGACCAAUCUAUAAAUAUACCUCUUAAUAAAAUUGAUACACGAUAUUCAAAUUUAAAUGAGAGCGACCUGAUUGAUUUCUGAACCUUUCCUCUGCAUCACUUGUAGCAUGAGUAAAUAUAACUUUUCAGUAAAAUAAACUAAAAGAGAUGCAUUUAACUUUAUUAACAGAAAGGAAACAAAUUUUAGAAAUUAUGUAAGUUAUUUUACAUCAAUACACUUUCUUUUCUUUACCAUUUAACAGGAAAUUGUCACCGUCAAUAGCAUUGCAGAUUCUAGUAAGUAAAACUUUAUUGACAAUACAUUUAUAUCACAUAAACCAUGCAGAUAUAAAAUAAUUUUUGAAUAUUUAAUGAAACGAUGUUCCCUUUUUUUUUUUAUAGUAUCAACAGCAAAAGAACCUGCAUUGUCGGGGAUUUACAUUUUUUUGUGUGUGGAUUAAAGGGCUUUGUUUUAAACAUCAAAUUUUUUGAUGCAAUAUUAUUAAAAAUACAGUGUCUUUGAUUUUUAUAGAUUAAGAUAGUUGCUCAUUGAUUUUAACUUAAAAAAUGACCUAGUCAGAUCAGAUAUACAAGGCAACUACUUUCUGCAGUAAUAUACCUUGUGUUGUGCUGGGAAGGACUGUCAAUAUAAGCAGAUAAAAUGGAAGUGUACAAAAAGAUGACGUUUUAUGACUGUAGACCUUCCUGAUGCCGCUUAGCUAAUAAAUGCAUUUAUUCAUGAUUAUUCAUAUGGUCAAAAUCAUGAUUAUAAUUUAAAAAGGAAAUCAUACAAUAUCUAUAUCAGCCAGUAAAUGACUUUUACAUUCCAAUACCUGAUUCAAAGCAUUACUUUGUUUCAUUUAUAGAUCUAAAUCUAUUGCAAUGUUUGGAUAUCUGCUUGGCCCACAAAUUAAAUGGGAUCAAAAAGGUAAACACUGUCAAGUUAAUGUAGGCAAGGCUUAAUAAUAAGCAUAUUUUUCUUAAGACACUGAAAUUAUAAUAAAAUUAAAACUUUCAUUAAGUUGUCUACUGUAAUCUGGGUUUUAUAUACCAGUAAGUUAUUAGAAGAAAAAUUUUUAUUUCAUUUGAUGAUUCAUGAAAUGAACUUUUUAAUCAAACUUCUGUGACUGCAUUACACAAAUUUCAAAUUUUGCUAUUAAAUAUUGGUGAAUAAAAUUGGAUUUAUAAUAAAUUUUAUAUUAUAGUUCACUAACAUACCAUCACCGUCCACCUGGCUGCCCAACUACAACCAGAAAGGCAGGUUACUGGAUGGUCUGUUUGGAAAUGGGAGGCAAGAUCUUCUGUCUUACACCUGUCGAGGGCUACAUUUAGCUCCUACCCAGUAUUGCAAGAUCCCUGCUGAAUUUUCUCAAUUUAAGGUGAGAAAAAUCCUUAAGCUUUCAAAAUUUUUGCCAUUGGUAUUGUAAGUUUGUAUUGAAAAUGGCUGCCUACCACCUUAUCAUGUGUAUAAAGUCCAUUGAAUAUCUAUUAUGAUUGUUCCAAAAAAAAAUCUUAAUUUUAGAAAUGGUCAAAAUACAUUAAACAAGAGUAAUUUUUUAUUAACUUCAAAAGGCCAUUUUAUAAUAUAUUAUAUAAAUAUGUAUAUAUAAUUUGGGUUUGUUUAGAAUCACAUACAAAUGGUUUUAUCUUUUUUUUCACGUAACUUCACAGAGAUAGCACAUGGCUUGAUCAAAAUAGGUAGUUAAAAUUUAUGAAAACUAGUUGGAUAUUUGAUGUUCCAAUUAUGUUAAUAUAUGAAGUGAAAUUUCAAAUUAAAAGCUAUUAAAACGUGUGGCUGUAAAUUAUUUCAAGUAGAGAGCAGUAAUGUAUAGAAAAUAAUUCUCUACCCUUCAUCUUCAUCAGAAAGUUGAUGAUUAAAAAAAAACUUAAAUAUUCUUUGCAUUAAGAUUUUUUUUCUUCAUCAAUCAGGAAAAAUUUGUAAAGUACCAUCCGCUUGGGGAUACUCAUGCAUCAGAUCUGUGUGCAGAGUCUCAAAUCAGGCUUAAGGAAAUAGCUCAUGAGCAUUUGAAAAGGGUCUUGAGGGAAUGUAAUGUUAAUUUUGUCAAAAAUAAGCCCAAGAAAUACCCAGGUAAGUAAUCUGCUCAAAACAUGAUACAAACAAAAUAACUGUUAAAAAAAACUUUAAAAAAAAAAAUAUGCUGCUACCUUAGAGUCAUCUUCAGCGAUAGAUUGAAUCAUUUUUUUAUCUUUACCCACAUUUAUAUCUUUUAAAAAAUUAUGGGUCUGUACAACUUAUUGAUUUGUAGCUAAUUAAUAAUUAGUAAGUAUUUUUGAAUAACUUGGAUGCUAAAACGUUAACAUAUUUUUUUAAUUAUUUUUUAAAAAUUUCAUUUCCAGAUAUGGGAAUAUUUAAGUCACCUCUUCUGGCACAAGUAGAGAGGGAUGUUUUGUACAAAAAGAGUAUUAACAGAGUUCCAGCUCUCCUUCGCUAUGUAAGAAUUUUAUUUUUUAACUGAAAAUAAAUUGAGAAUAGUGAAGUUGAAAAUUAUUCUAUAGAGAAUUAUUUGAAAUGAUGCAAGUAAUGAGAAGAAAAUAAGUACAUAUGUUGUAUUAUUUUCAGAGCAAAUGAAAGCAAGCAUCAGUUUUUAAGCCAAGGAAAAGUAGAGCCUUGCGGAUAAUUAGCAACUGUUCCCUAAUAAGUAUUUUAAACAUAGGAUUUGACUUUUGCAGCGAAUAAAAAGUAUAAACCUUAAAAAAUAGUUUAGAAUCCACUUAAAAUUUCAACUGUGCAAGCUAAAGUAUGAGCUUAUGUCAACUGACAUAAUGAAGUACAUGAAGUACUUUGUGACCUCCCUGACCCCUCACUCUCCCUGAUGCCACCCCCCCCCCCCAACCGCCUAAUAUUCCUUUCCUUAAACACAAAUUUCUACCUCUCUUCUAACUUCCUCACCUCUACUCUUUCCACCCAAAUCCCACCUCCUUUAACUCUCUAAUUUUUUCCCCCCCUCCCCCCCCCCCCCCCCUACUCCCCCCCCCCCCCCCCAACCGCCUAAUAUUCCUUUCCUUAAACACAAAUUUCUACCUCUCUUCUAACUUCCUCACCUCUACUCUUUCCACCCAAAUCCCACCUCCUUUAACUCUCUAAUUUUUUUCCAUCGUUCCUUUCUCAUCAUUCCUCAACUCCCUACCUUCUCUACCACCCUGGUGACCAUGCUUGACUCCCUCACCCUUUCCACUACUUAUACUUACUCCCCCACCAUUUCCACCACCAAGGUAACCAUACUUGCCUCUACCACACUGGUAACUAGAAUUCACUUCCCCACCCUCUCUACCACCCUGGUAGCCAUACUUGCCUUCCCCCGCCCUCUCUAUCACCUAGGUAGCAGCACUUGACACAACCGCCCUCUAUACCACCCUGGUAAAUAUACUUCACUUGCCACCCACUCUACCCUACUUGUAGACACUUUUGCCUCCCCCACCCUCACAAUUCCUCUCUACCACCCUGGUAACUAUACUUUGAUCCUCUGCCAUUACCAUGUGGUACAACCUUAAAAAUUCUUGAUUUAAUUCUAAAUCAAGUUUUAGGUAAAAAUGACAUCAUUGAUUCACUAUUCUAGUCAGUAAGGAUUGUAACACUUCGUGACUUAAACCAUUAUAAAAUGUUCUAAUUUGAUUUUUGGGGGGGAAAUGUACAAAUUAUAUCAAAGUUUAGUUUUUUAGGCCUUAUGGUAAGUGAAAUAUUUAUUUGUUUUGAAGUAAAGCAUUGGGAUAAAGAAAUUGAUUGUUACUUUAUUUAAUAUGUCUAAAUGUUACAAUUUUUUCCCCUUGUUCUUCUCUGUCAGUUCAUCACGGAGAUUGUUCAAAGAGAUUUGGAUACAGUAGGAAUAUUCCGGAUGUCUGGCUCUCACCCCAGAAUACAGGUGAGAUGUUGUUAUAAUUCUUUCCACCAGCUUCAAGUGUGUCUUUUUAGUUUAAAUACUGGCAUUAAUGACCUGAUGAUGAUAACUACACCAUUGAACAUGCACCAACACUUCCCAUGUACUAUAAACCAUGUAUCAACACCUAUGAUGUACUACCAAACAUGUUUCAACAGUUAUGAUAUACCACCAAACAUGUACCAGCACUAAUGAUGUACCACCAAACAUGUGUCAUCACUUAUGAUGUACCAACAAAACAUGAUGUACCACCAUGUGUCAACACCUAUGAUGUAGCACCAAACAUGUACCUACACUUAUGAUGUAGCAUCCAACAUGUACCAACACUUAUGAUGUAGCAUCAAACAUAUACCAACACCUAUGUUGUACCACCAAACAUUUGGCAGUGAGCAAAAAUUACAUAGUAACAAAGCGGAGCCUAAAAUUACAAUUUUCUUAAGGUAAAAAAAAUUAAGAAUCGUGUGGGACCAAUAUUUUUGACAUUAAAUUAUAGACAUUAUUGAGCAGCAAGAGUGUUUAAGACCCUUUCAAAAAAAAUUAGAGCCCCUCAAAAUUUUAGAUCAAUAUUUAGCUUCAUAUCCACACAUAUCUUUAAAUAUUUAUAUAGAAAAUAAUAAGACUAUGAUCCUUCUAAGAAAAACUAAGUAACAAGUUUGGUUACUCCUGAUAUCUAUUGGAAGAAAAUAUUUUAGUUGCUUUAACCAAAUUUGAGGUGCUACCUGUACAGGGAUCUUAGAGGUCGUUUCAUGCUCAAUAAAUAUAAUUUCCUCACCACUGAGUUACCCUUGGGAGAGUGUAGGUCUUAUAUGGUUCUGCAAAAUGUAUCAGUUUUAAGAUUUUGCUCCUAAGUUGAACAAAACGUAACAAAGGACUGGAAACCAGUAUACACGGAAAAACAAUACCAAAGCUAGUGAUCUUACCAAAAUAGAAUUUUAUUAUAUUAAAUGAAUUUUAAAAAUACAAAAUUAAAAAAAGACAGAAAUAAAAACUAUAUUAACUUACAGCACAGCAAGUUAAAAAGUAUAAUCCUAAAAAUAUACAAAUAUUAAUAUAACACACAAAGAGUAAAAUCUUGUAAUUCUCCUAUAAGUAUAUUAAUGUGUCUAGUGUCUAAGAAAUCUAGCAAAGAAACCUCUUGAAAUUUGCAUUGCAUCAACAAAUGCAUUCUUUAGGGCAAAAUAGAAUGUAAACAAUCUUUUCACAAUUAAGGGAGAGGAAAAUGUAGUAGAGAGCUACACAUUUAAUCAGUGACCUCAAUGUCAAAAAAGGGGGUUGGGUUGGGGGGUGGGGGUGGUGAAUGUGGUGAACAAAACUUAGGUCAAUAAACAGGAUAUAACAGUAAGUUCUAAUUGGGAAGGGGGGGGAGGAGGAGCAAAACUCCUUUCUGAUCAGCUACUGACAUUAGAACUAUUGCAAUUAGACGGGUGACUGAUAUUUGUAUUGUAACAUCCAUUGGCAAACGCUGUAGUCUUAAGAUUUUAAAAGAAAACACUUAAAUUUUCUCUCAGGUCAUAAUUAUUAAGAGUGCCAGCAGUAAAGCAAUUUUUUGUUUGUUAUGACAGGUAAUAGAGUAUUCUUUAUGCAUAACAGGUUAAAAUAUUAUCCUUCCAACAGGAAUUAAAAAGCAUUUUGGAAAAAAAAUUCUAUGAUCCUGCUGUUAUAGAUACAUCCAAAUAUGAUAUUCAUGACUUUACAACUCUAAUGAAAGAAUAUUUGCGUGAACUACCAGCAAAGCUGAUAUCAACCGAAAAAUUUGAAAUCUAUCCAGAUAUUGAAGGUAUGAGUAAAAAUAUUCAAAUUAAGCAUUAACUAACUAAUAUAGUAAAGUUAUGAGUUUAUCUGGACCAAAUUAACAUUUUGUAAGCUAGAAAGACUUUACAGUUUAUGUACUACUUAAAAUAAUAUUAAAAUUUCUUUUUGGUGUAUCGACCACUCAACUGUUAAAGGCUUAAAAUACUUUUAUGUUUUAUCGGUCACAUAUUACUUUCUGGUGUAGGACUAUGCCAAUUAUUAUAGUCACAAAAAAAUCUAUUAUAGGUUAUUUGCCAGUUUUUCUCCAGUUAAAUCAAGUCAAAUGUCUGUCUAGAUCUUUUUUCAACUAAUUGUAGAGUUAAUAAAGACGUAAGAAUAACAACAAUUCAUCUCAUUUCAGAAUUGCCCUUUAAAAAAAAACAAUAUAACAUUAUGAACUACUUUAUGCUGAGCAUGACACCAGAACACAGAGAAACAACUCAGGUAAAUAUAGAACUCGAGAGUAACACUACAGAUCAAUAUAGAACACUGCAAAUAAAUAGAGAGCAUGUAGAAACAUUAAGGUAUUUAUAAAAGGCAUAGAUGUGCUACAGGUAAAGCGUUCUUCAAAAUGUUACUUUUGGGUUGUUUAAAAUUGUUUUUAUUUAUAUAGGUCCCGUUUUACUUUACGUAGCUUCGUAGCUUAGUAAUGCCACUAGGGCUAUGUAAUCUACACCAAUCUCACUCCACACUCACUCUAACCUUCAAUGACACUCUCACUCGCUCUCUUCUAUUAAUGCUAUCACUGUACUAAGAAACACAGGUGGUUCAGGCCACAAAUAAAUAUUUAAUUAUAAACAGAAUUAACGACACACAUACACAUAUAAAGCAAUGACUAAUAAUACUGUCUAAUACUUAAUGCAAUUUGCGAUGGACUAAGUAGCAGUCAGGCUCCACAGCACACAUGCAGCAGCCUUGUUUGUUUGGCCUCUCUAUCUGGUCACAGCGCACUGCGAGUCUCUCGGUGGCGUAACUGGUCUCCGGUCACUCGCGCUGCGAUAUGGUAGGUGUAGACUCUUACACUUUAAUGGUGGGCACAGACACACACAGCCCUCUCACUGGUCACUGUGCCAUCUCUGCUACUGUAGUACGCCUCACCUACAUUUGGUUCUUUUUGUUUAGUCUGACCCUAAAUGACCGACUCCACUGACUCAACUGCACUGAGUGGUCUUUCCUUUAUGGUAUACUAUACCGACUGUACUAAGUUCUAUUGUACUCAACUGUACUGACUUUAAAUGAGCUGACUAUACUGAGACGAAAGUCAACUAUACUAAUUGUACUUACUCAAACUGUACUCGUACUAACUCAAACGCGCAAGACAUAGCUAAGAAUUAAAAUCACAUUAUUAAUAAUCAAUCAUAAUCUAUAAUCCUAACAGUUCUUAAUAAAACUACAACAUAUGAAAAUUAACAAUAGGAACCUAGUUAAUUUUUGGAUAAACAAACUUUAUCACAACACAAUAACUAUCCAGGGUCUGCUGACUGACAACUUCAGGUGAAAGAGGGCAAUAAAUGAUGGGACCCUUUAAUGUAUACUCUAAGUUUGGCGUCCUGUCCUGCAUUCAAGCGUCUGAUGCUCUGACUAGAAACGCAUUGUUUAAGCUGGGUCAUGGUUAAGGUGGCCAGGUUAAUUUCCAUUGUUCAUUGAGUCAUUGCUAUUAGUGUAAGGUGGGGUAGUGAUGGAGCGAGUGUGAGUCAGCGGGUCUCACUAAAGGGGAGGGGGGGGGGCAGAGGAUCUCAACAAUAGUCUGCUAACAGGCUCAGGUCUGCACAACAUGAUAAUGUGAGGUCAAAUAAUAGAAAAAAUAAUUAUAUCCUGCAACCGUUUCAAACUUGUCCAGCAGUCCACAAAACUUUGGGGAAACACUGAAUUAAAACAUUGAAUAUAUUACAAGUAAAUUAAAAGCACAGAGAAACACAGCAGGUAAAUGUAAAACACAGAAACACGUCAGGUAAAUGUAAAACACAGAGAAACACGGUAUGGAAAUGUAAAGCACAGAGAAACACGGUAUGGAAAUGUAAAGCACAGAGAAACACAGCAGGGAAAUGUGUAGAGCACAUUAUGAUAUAAAAAAUGUAAUGUUUAAGAUCCUAUUAAAUUGAUAUUUUCUUUGCAAGUAAAUGUAUUUGAAUAUUUGUCAUAUUAUAUAUUAUUGUUUGUUUUCUUUAAAACUUUUUAGUUUCUGUUAUAGAUGUAAAAGUGGAGGAUGCAAAAAAAAUGAUAAAUUAUUGUGAUAUUUUUCAAAAGCCAAAGACAAGUCAUAUUAUGAAAUUUUAACAGCAGUAACUUGUACAAUAUGAAUAUAAUGAAAAAACGUUGGCUUAUUGAAAUACAUUUUCUUUACAUUCAAUUAAAAAUUUAAUAGAGAAAUCAGAGGAUAAAUGUAAUUUUUUUAAUGAACCAAUUUUCUUCCCUCAAGCCCUAUUGUACAUUUGUAGAAUGAAAUUAUUACAUCCUCCCGUAAUAUUUUUACAGUGAACAUAUAGUGUGCUUUAAAAUUAUCUUUUGUAAUGGAAAUUUUCACUAACCAACAUUUUUUAAAAUAUUAUUUUGGUUAGUACCUUUUGAGCUUUUUAGAAGAAGUGGCAAACCACAGUGACAAGAACAAGAUGGGUCCUGAUAACUUAGCUACAGUGUUCGCACCAAAUGUAUUUAAAAUUGGAAAAAUAAAAACUGACGAAUUACAAAAUAGAAUGCAAAUACACAACAGGAUGUUUGCAGCAUGGUUAUAUUACUACCGGCACAUCUCCAUUGUAAGUUACCUUUUUUUCUUAUUUUCUAUUUUCUUAUUUUUAUAUUCAACUACAUCUCUCCCUUUGAAAAUCAUCAGUUACAGCUAAAUAAGAUAAGGUCUCCUAAAAAAUAGUUACAUAGCUUUAAAUCUCUUCUGAUAUUCUUACAUGCAAAUCUCUCUAGAGUUGGUUAAGCAAUUGUUAAUCUCCUCAGAUAUACUCAAAAACAUCAAAUCUCACCUGAGAUUGUUUAAAAGUCAUAAUUCUCUUCAAGGGCUUUAAAUAUAUUUAAAUCUAUCCAGAGAUGGUUAAAUAUACUUCUAAAUUAAUAAUGAGAUCUUGGCUUGUCUCUCAUAUUCCACCAAUAAAAGUCUUUAACUGAUAGACAAAUAAAAUCUAUUCUUGCUUUUGUUUAUUCUUCUUCUAUCUCUUAACUUGGUUAAAGGGGAUUGCUCUAUUUAAUUAAAAUUGUGUACUAAAUAAAGUCCUAAAAGAUUGGAAUGAAAUUUUAGUAAAUGAUCUGUACCUUCUGAUUUCUAUUACCUAUUUAGGUAUCAGAUCUGUUAAUGAAUGAUCUGAGGAAAUCAUUUGGUAGCAAACCAGCUAAAAUAAAGUUUGUAAGUAACGUUUCUACAGAUGCAUAUAGAAGACUUGCUAUUUGCAGAUGAAUAUUACUUUUUUUUUUAAUGAUAUUAGAAAGAUAUAACCUAUUUGACAAUGGGCAGAAAAUCUGAAGGGGACCUGGGGAGUCCCUUUUUAUAAGUCCUCGAAUUCGGUUGUGGCAUCUCUAGAGGUUCCCCAAGGGCUAAUCCAAUUCUACAUCUAAUUCCACAUCUCUGGUACUAAAAUUUUCCUAACGCCCCCCUCUGUAUAAAUGGACAUUAACUAACCAUUACUGUCACUGUAACUUUCGUACUAGCCUCAUCACGGUGUAAUCUGAUAUGCUGUAACCGUUGGUCCGUUUCUCCCAGGUCUGAACUGGUACUAAAAUUUACCUAACGCCCCCCUCCGUUUAAAUGGACAUUAGCUAACCACUACUGUCACUGUAACAUUUGUGCUAGCCUUGUCACGGUCUAUUCUACAACCAUUGGUCAGUCUCCAUACUGUUGGGACGCUUAAAUUUAUUAUUUUUUAAAUUUAUUUAUGUAAAGAAAAUGAAUAUGUACAAUUCUCCAUUUAUUUGGAUCAAUAAAUAAUCUUUUCUUAUCUAUCAACUCUUAUUACCUUUAAGGGAUUGUAUCUUAAAUUACAUUACUUUUGUCAUUUUGUUUUUAACUCUAGGAUUCUAAAUUGUUUCCUCAACUACCUAAACCUCCAGCUGUUCCAGAAAAUUUGGUAAAGUUAUUCAUAAAAUUAUUCUUAGAAUCUGUUCUAAUUUAGUUAUUUUAAAUCAUUUAACAAUUUUUCAUCAAAGAAUUAAUACAUCAAACUUCUAUGUAUAAGAGCUUAGAAACUUUAAAGAAAUAAAGAAUCUCCAAAACUGUUAUUCUGCUAGACCAUUAACUGAAAUACACUUGGUAGAAUGUCAUGAAAGUGAACAUAAUGUAUAGUAUAAAUAUGGAAUAAGUGGGUUAAGAUUUAAAUAGAUGUAACAUGUCUUCUUUAUUGUACAGGAAAGUCUUACUGAUGCCACAAUUACUGUACUGACUCCCUAUGAGGCGCAACCUUCAAAGGAGAUAAAAAUUGGAGUGACACACACAGCACAACAAGUUGUACUUGAAGUAUUAGGAAAGUAAGUGGUUCACUAUAACAGUUUUUUUUAGUCUAGACCAGGGGUCUCAAACUCAAACCAUCAGGGGGCCGCAGGAGCUAGAGUCUGAGUGAGACUGGGCCGCAUGAAGUAUAAAAAGAGCAAUUAUUACAAAUUCAAUAAAGUACAACUGGUACAAUCUGCUGAACCUUUAUUAAUAACAAAAUAAAAUAUUAAGGGUUCUCAAGAACUAGGCUUCACUUCUUCCUCCUACUCCUUGUUGCCAGAGACCUACCAGCACUUCUAGCAGCUGAGUAACAUUUGGCUUGAGUGAGGAAGCAACCGAGACCCUCAGUAUAGCUUAAAGAUGCCCAUCAGUAAGUUUGGCCCUGAACUUUGACUUGUUAAAUUUCAUAAUGGGAAAAGAUCUUUUCACACAGAUAGAUACUCCCAAAAAAGGCACAUGGUACACUUGAGCAACCUGGAAAUCUCAGUGAAGGUGGAGGGCAAUGCUCUCAUAAAUUGUCCAUACUUGUUUGUUUCUCCUUGAACUUAGAAUUGCACUGAAGAUCAAUUAGCUAUAUUUGAUGUGCAAGUGGUGGGUUGGGAUGGGGGCAUCUUCCAGAUUAAGGCGAAAAGUGGCUCUGUGUGGUUUGAAGUCUAUAAACAUGUGAUAAAAUUCUUCCUGUAGCUUUGCAAUGGCAUCAGUAUACCUACUACUGAAUGGUGUCCAUGAAUCUAUGAGUACAUUUCAUUUUGGGAAGUGUCAGAAAUUUCUCUUAGAACCAUUAACAGUUUUGUGCAGAAUGCCCUGACAUUAUCAUAGGCAACACUGGCAAGCUGCCACUAGUUACGUAACUUCUUGUUGAGUAUGUUCAGCUCCUGUGUAAUGUCAACAAGAAAAACCAAGUCCAUGAGCCGUUUGGGAUCACUUAGUACAGGAAAAACCACCAUCCUUCUCCGUGAAGGCUUUAAAUGCUAAUAUGUGUUCAGACAGUUGGCAGUAUUUAUAAAUUAUUGAUGCGAAGGAAGAUGCUGUUGUAGGGAGAAUAAAUUUUGAUUUUUUAUCUCAGAAAAGGCCUUUUUGGCUAAUCCCUAUUUUUAAAUGGAACCUAGCUGACAUGCUCGGAAUUUCCCUCACUCGUUAACAGUAAGGGCAAUUUUACUAGGGAUUUUUGUAUACUGUGUCAGAUUGCUACGAUUUACACAAUUAUGGUUGUGUAGAUUCUGUCAGAUUGCUACAGUUUACAACAUGGUUGUGCGGUACCCAUUCACUGACUUUUUAAACUUUUUUAAAAAAACGCACUUUGGCCACGUUUGUCUCAUGAAAUGCUAUAAAAUGAAAACUUUUAGUCAAAUUUUAAACAGUUUUUACCAUUAAAAUCAACGUCUAAAUCUAUACAAACAUAAUAAAAAUCAGAAUGAGACUAGUCUUGAAAUUCCACUGAACUGUCUCAGAGGGUCACAUUAUAGACACUAUAUUUUAUUUUUUUGUACACUAAACUUUGCUGUCAUGUAGCUGGCCUUUUGUGUUGAUGGUCAAAGAACACCACUUUUAACAGAAGUUCUAUCUUUUGGCUGCAUCUGUGGGACCUGUGUGUGAGUCUGGUUUCUUAUUUAUUGCUCUGCAUCAGUUCUUUUUGGUCUUCUGAAGUUUUUUUAAAACUGGUCUGUAUAUCUUGGUGCUAUUCUGGAAGUGAGUUUGGUGGCAUUUUACGAACAAGGCCAAACAUUCUUCAGUCUCAUAACCCUGUAUGGUUUCCCAUCUCGUAAUUAGUUCAGUAACCUUCCCUUAUUCAGUUCUGAUGGCAAUUUUGCAUUGUUUUUAUUUCUGUAGUAGAAGUGUUUCAGAGUGUGGGUACAGGUUGAAAAAAAAAGGAAGGGGGUGUGGGGUGGGCAUGUUCAGUCAUCCUCCUUUACCCUGACUAGCUACAGGCUGUGGUGGAGCUUUACAUUUAUUUUAUUUACGUUACCAAAUCAAAUAUGAUAGGCCUACAUUUUGAAAUGGAGUUAUUCCCCUUUGACUAAACUUAGAAAGGAUUUGCAUAUUUACAUGAGAUAUAAGUUAGGCAGGACUGAUUUUGAACAUUUUAUGAUUAAAAUGAGUUUCUUAAUUUAAAAAAUAUAAAUAUUAUUUUAUUUUUCAAACAGUAAUCCUCCGGCUGAUGGUGCAGUUGCUGCCGGUGGAGCCGAGGCCGGUGGAGCUGAGGGUGGAGCUGUGGGUGGAGCUGAGGGUGGAGCUGUGGGUGGAGCUGAGGGUGGAGCUGUGGGUGGAGCUGAGGGUGGAGCUGUGGGUGGAGCUGUGGGCGGUGCAGAGCAACCUGUUGGAACCGUAUCCUCAUGUUACUUCACUACGUAAAUAUUAAACCAAAACCAGAUAACUUAAAGAUAUUUAAGGUGCUUGUGUGUGUACUCCAAGUCAUACAUUUAAUUGAUUUAAUUUUUUAAUUUAGAUUUUAAAAUGUGUAAAAUGUUACGCUCAAUAUUUAAUUUAAAAAGUAAGUUUCUUUUAGUCUGAGACUUGCUACAUCGUUAUUUCCUUAAUUAUAAUUAAUAACUGGGGGUGUUAUAUUUUUAUGAAUUUCUUUUUACUAUACAAAUUACAGUAUAAAAAUUUAUAAUAUUUUUUGUCUUUAACCAAAACAGGCAAGAUUUUGAACGUGGAGAUGAAAAAGCAAAGCAAUAUUUGUAUGAAGUUGGUGGGAACAUGGGUAAUUUAAAAGUUUUUAAAAUCUUUUAUAAAUUUGUUUCCCAUUAAUGUAUAAGUCUUAAUUAUUAAGACUGUAUGCGCCAAGAUUUAAUACUGUAGUAAAUCCAAAUUUAAAAUAGAAUUUUUUUUAAUUGACCAUGAGCAUUUGGUUUCUAUGCCUUGCCUUAAGCAAAAUUCCUUCUUGUAUUCGUUGUAUUCAGUGAACUGCAUCCGCUUUUUAUAAAUUACCAAAAAGACCAAAAGAUUUUAAAAGAAGGCCGUCAAAAGUUUGCGUUAGAUCGCAGGACCCAACUUGUUUCUUAGUAGGAAGCCAAUUUUUUAAUGGCAAAGUGACCCAAGACUUCAUUUUAUUGAGGAAAAGUCACCUGCACCUCCCAACAUAUUAAAACGUUUUUCUUAUUAAGGUAAAAGAAAAUAGUGCAGAUAAAUUGCUUUAAAAUCACUGAUGGUUUGAAGAACUGAGGCUUGAGAUAAUGUUCAGUUGAAGCCUCCAAAUGAACUGAAAUAGCAUAAUUUGUUGACUGUGUAUCACCUAAGUGACUCCCUCCUUACUCACUAAGUAAUCCAUAUCCAUUACUCUCUAGCAUGGGGAUAUUGACCAAAUUAAAUUACAUCUUACUUUUCCAAAAACAUUAAGAUUUCUUUUUCAUUAUUAAUUUACAAUAAUAAUUUAAUAUGUAUAAAAUGACAGCUUUAAAAAAACAACUUAUCAAGUUGAACUUAACUUUAGACUUCUCCUUUAUUCAGUAUAAAUUCUCUUUUUGACCAAUUUUCCAAAACACCCACAGGGAGGAGCGGAAUUUACCCAUGUGGAGUACCUGUAUUUACCAGUUAUUAUAAUAUAAUAUUAUAAAUCAAAUGUAAGGACAUUACAUUAUGUUAAUCAUUAAUACUUAUUAUACUGUUAUAAUAUUUCUUUUCUACUUCAGGUGAAAGAUGCCUCCAUCCUGAUACAAAUUUGCUGAAUGUCUACAAAGCUAACCCCAAAGCUUACUGGAUAGUGAAGUCUCUUGGAAAACCACCUUCACAUGUGGUUAAAAAAUUUAAACUAUUCAAGUGAUCGAUGGCCAUGGAACACAACAUCCAUUAUAAAGUGUGGCUAACUUAACUAAGGUGUAGGUUAAGCAUCUGUUUAAUAUCAAAAAAUAGAAUAGGGCAGUCAAUAUUAUUUUUAAAAAUUUCUUUGCUACAUGAAGAGUGAAGCAUUUUCACUAAAGUAGAAUGUACUAACAUAAGUACAUUUAGUACCCAUUUAAUAUCAAAAAUACAAUAGGGCAGUCAAUAUUGUGUUUAAAAAUUUCUUUGUUGUAUGAAAAGUGAACCAUUUUCACCAAAGUAAUGUACUAAAAUUUGCAGUAAGAAACUAUUUUUUUUAACUUUUAAAAAUAUUUUUUGCACUGAUUGUUACAAAUGGAGUGACUUGGAUUACAUCUAGUAGAGUGACUAGUGUAACUAUGCACACCACAUUUAUCAUCUGAUCAAUAAACAGCAAUCAUAA